Cuscuta epithymum is the source of this 1119-nucleotide messenger RNA. Lineage: Eukaryota; Viridiplantae; Streptophyta; Magnoliopsida; Solanales; Convolvulaceae. The record is from the annotation of a GenBank genome assembly.
CAAAGCUAAAUUGGAUCGACAAGAAAGUAAGAAACUUGUAAUCGAAUUGGAAUUGUUAUUGCAUUCAAAAUGGUAUUAUCAAAACCAUAUCAGAUUUAUCUCCUGUUUGUUACACUAAUAAUAACUCAUUGUAUAUCAUAUGCACGCGUAGAAUCGUGUACUUUCUUCGUUACUAACAAAUGCCCGUUUAACAUAUGGCCCGCAACCGCACCCAACGUCGGGCAUCCGGUAGUGGCAAAUGGCGGCUUCUAUCUUCCGUCGGGAAAAACUAGAAGCUUCCAAGUGCCCGGAGAUUGGAGCGGUCGUGUAUGGGCAAGAACGGGAUGCGACUUUGACUCCAAUCACAGGACUUUAUGUGAGACUGGCGAUUGUGAUGGAAAACUCGAAUGUUGUGGAAGCAUCGGCCUCCCGCCAGCUACAUUGGUGGAGAUAACAUUAGAGGUUGACCAGGGCAGGCCAAGUUCCUACGACGUGAGCUUGGUGGACGGGUACAACCUGCCCGUCUCCGUUUCAACGACGCGGUCUUCGCCGGAAUGCUACAUCGGCGGCUGUUCAAAGAACCCGAAUGAUGCUUCCGUCUGCCCGCCGGAGCUCCGAGUACUGAACAACGCCGGCAAAGUCGUGGCGUGCAAAAGCGCGUGUUUGGCUUUCAACGCCGACCCGUUUUGUUGCCGGAACGAGUACGGAAGUCCGGACAAAUGCAGGCCGACGUUGUACUCGAAGAUCUUUAAGAAUGCUUGCCCCUCCUACGUUAGCUACGCCUAUGAUAGGCCUUCUCCGGCGGUCAACUGCUGGUCAGACAAGUAUUGGUUUACUUUCUGCCCCGACAAACUCCGUACCGGCGGCUCAUCAACUUAAUUAGUCCAAGCUACAUGAUAUGCAUCCGUUAAUUGACAUCCAUAUAUGACUAUAUGAGGAAAUUACUUAAUUAAGGAACAAAUAUUUUCAAUAGGAACAAAUAAGUCUCAAGUCUUAUAUACGUAGUAUUUGAAUAAAAUAGAGUAUAACUAGUCAUAUUUAUGCAUGUGGAUUUUAUAGUUCUUGGUGUGGUUAAGACUUAUUUCCAUUAAUUUGUAUUCCAAACACCUAUUUUAUUUAAGUUCAAUAUAAUGGACGCAG